Messenger RNA from Pocillopora meandrina, 6772 nucleotides. Lineage: Eukaryota; Metazoa; Cnidaria; Anthozoa; Scleractinia; Pocilloporidae. The record is from the annotation of a GenBank genome assembly.
AUGACGUCUUGCUCAACUGCAGCAAACUGGCAAUCAAAAAUCCUGAAGAAAGAGUACCAAAACUGGCUGGCUGUAGGCCACGCCCUUUCUCUUAUGUGUGAUGGGCUAAGGCCUUUCAUCGAGAGGGAGAUGAAAGCCUUUCAUCAAGUGUUACUGGCAAACCUUGCCUCUACACCCCCUUGUACCUGUCGAAAGCCCCUAAACCACUCUUGUGCUUGGGCUAAACAGCUUUUAAUGUACCAUAGAGGUGGAAAACCAAGGUGGCGCCAAAGCGACUCUUACAAGUGGACAGAUCCAAACCUUGGUUACUGGGAGGUAGCCAAACUUUUCAUGUCCGAUUUGGGGAAAAGCGCUGUUGAUGUGAUAGACGCGAGUAGUACUGACUGCACGGGAUUGACCAAUCUUCUGUUCUGGUGUUCCCACUUUCCCGUACUACACCAUCUCGUUGAAGAGGUGCGAAAGACGCGAAAUACCAGAUGGGGACACGCUCCGAGACAGGAGCUAACAGAUGGAGAAAAAGCAGGUGCCCUUGCAGCGAUAAGAAAUCUCCUUCAAGAUCCGAACUUAAUUUCUGACAAUGGCGCUAAAGCGGCUCUCGCGGAGAUUGACGCAAUGGAGAAGGAUUUCGAUGCACGUAGUAUUGAAAGGAAAGUUCUGGCAGAUUUCCAAGAGACAGUGUGUGGUCAACUGGAUGACAUUGAAGGGGAAAUUAAGGCCUUCAAGAAAGACUGCAAAGGUGUAAGCAACAAGGUACAAAAGAAGCUGCUGAGUUUGCAAACGCGACAGACGAAGGUCUUCAAGCUUCUGAAAAGUAUUGAUGACAGAAAGGAGGACGCGGCAAAUCGAAACCUUUCGUUUGUAACACAAGUUUCAAACCUCGUCAAAUGGGUGUAUACAAGCGGAAGGCAGUUUGUCCAUGACAACGUUCGCAGCAUGAAUGCUAAGUCCCUCACUCCAUGGUUGCUGUUAAUGGUACUCCUGAAUUGCUGUAGAUGUUUAAGUAAGAACUCUUACAACGAUGGUAAGUUUUGACUCUGUCAGCUACCUUCAAUAAUACACUACAUUUGUUUUCAAUUACUUAUUUGUUUACGAUCGAAUGGGGAAGACCGGACAAAGGUUUUAAGCACGAUAUGGACGAGCAGCUAAUUUGAUUCUCUAACCAGAGGAAACUACAAAUGAAAAGAAUGAGAAUUAAGAGGACAGCUUUCUGUUCGAGUUUCGGUAAAGAUGACGAAUUAGGACCGUUCAAACAACUCUUAUCUGUGUUUUGCUUUACCCAGUCAUUCAUUUCAUGAUAGCUGUCUACUACAAAAACAAUGCUAUCUACCCUUUAUAGCAGUUCAUCGAAGAGGUAGAUCAUGAGAGGCGAAAGUGAGUGAUUUGGUUGAUUUGUUGGACACUGAGAACGAGAUUAACUCCCAUGAGUGACCAAGAUAGAAUUUCUCCCUAUAAUAUCUAUGCAAUAUCAAGUAGACAAGUGAUGAGAUUAAAUUAAAACAUCAAUGAGGGUAUGAUUAGUUGAUCCACUACCAAAUUCUCCAAACAAACAUAGCGAUAACGAUACGGCAGACAGCAAGGAGAAUAAAUAAUAAUAUCUUGUGAGUGAAAGGGUUAAGAAGACUUUAUGUUGACGAGAGAGGAAACAAAUCCUUAUUCGAAAUAAACAUUUUAACUCUCAACGCAAUUGUUCUUAUUUUAGUUUUUCUUUUCAGGGUGCCCGAUUGAAGAUGGUUUUGUUCCUUUUGACAGUAAGGAAUUCAAUUUCACAAGCUACUUGAGUAAUGCCCGAGAAAGAUUCACUGGACGGCUCUGGCUCUACAAUGAACUGGAAACAAACUUGAUGAAACAAGAUACCGACCGUGGGGUUAUAGUUAUUGGUGAGCCAGGCGCAGGUAAAUCUGCACUGACUGCCCAUCUGAUCUGUUCUCGCUCAUCUAAUCCUUUUAUUCACAAAAGAAUCAUUGGUUACCAUUUAUGUAAGCACGCAGACAAAGCCACUCAGGACCCUGGUCGAUUUGUUCGCAAUUUAGUCGACUUGAUGGCCAGAAGAGUUCCAGAAUAUGGAAUGUUGAUCUCCAAUAGCUCACUCAUCCUUUCAGUUCUAGAAGGAAGUUGUGUAAGAGAUCCGUUUGAAUGCUUUGAACAGGCUCUAAUGGCGCCACUUUUGCAAUUAAAAGGUGAACCUCAAUUCUAUUUUAUUGUCAUAGAUGCCUUAGACGAAUGCUCGUCAGACAACGGAGGGACCUCAAUAGUUCAGUUUAUAAGAGAAACGUCCAGUAAGCUUCCAAAAUGGAUAAAGCUGGUAAUGACUUCUCGUAAUGACUCAAAUGUCCUAAGACAUUUCAGUCAUGUCCCCAAAGUGUAUAUGUCCUCCACAGAUGCUCGAAACUUACAAGACAUCGAGAUAUUUAUUACCACUAAACUAUUCGAAGAGGCGCCGAUUCUCCACAGGCUGAAAGCAGCAUUAGGAUUCAGUAGUGGUGAAGAGAUUUCUUUUCUGACGAGGAAGUUAUUGAGUCAGAGCCAGGGGAAUUUCCUUUUCGUGAAAGAAAUGUUCCAUUUUUGGGAAGACGAGCUCAGCAAUGACGCAGACUUGAAGCAGCUCCCAAAAACGAUUGGUGGGAUAUAUGAGAAUUACCUGAAAAGGGUUUAUGGUUCCCGAGAAAAGUUUAAAUCCGCUUUGGCUAUUCUGGAGAUCAUGGUGGCUGCAUUUGAACCAAUGCAGGUUGAUCGUGUAUUCCAGGUUUUAAGAAUGCAGCAGAACAUCGACUACGAAUAUGACUUUGUCUACGCGUUAAAAGAUCUUUCACAUUUUAUCAGAUAUGAAGAAGACAACACCAUCACUAUUUUCCACCUUUCCUUUACGGAGUGGCUCACAAGCAGUGAAAAUAUUGGCAACCCAUACUAUGUUAGUCGGAAACACGGUCACGGAAGAUUGGCCAAGUACUAUUUAAGUGUUGUCAAAAAAAACCAGAACUCAAUGGACAUUUACCAUUUAGCACAUCACAUAAGUUUUUGGGAGGGCGACGAGAAUUUCCUCGAGGAGUUUGGAAAUAUUAAUGCCUCUUACAUAAAUGCCUCCAUCAACAGUGAUAACAAAACCCUUCUUCACCUUGCCGCAGAAGAUGGCAAUUUAAAACUUCUUCAGCUACUUGCUCCUGCGUUUGAGAGUGUUGACUGUGAGGACAAUUAUGGUUUUACUCCAUGCUUCCUCGCUGCUAAAAAAGGUCUCAAAGAAAACGUUGAAUUUCUCAUUAGCAGAGGAGCUAAUACUGACCACCGAACUAAGCCACCACCUCCCAUACGAUUUGUAAGGGAAAUUUCUCCUUUAAUGUUUGACGUAGAUCCCCUUGAACGAGCUAAAACAGCUUUCUGGAACUCCACCAUGAUGCAUGCAGCCGCAUCAGGAGGUCAUACCGCCGUGAUACGAGCUCUUCUCAAAAGGAAUGCUUCGUUUCACGAUGUGAACGGUGCUAACCUGACGGCCAUCCAGCUGGCGGCACAAAAUGGACACUUAGAUGUUGUCCAAAUUUUGUAUUCUAAGGGGGCUGAUGCAGACCAUCUUUCUCUUCAACUUGCCGCUCACGGCGGUCACCCGCAUGUCAUAAAGUUUCUCUUGAAGACUGGUUUGAUGGAUACCUGCUUGCGAUGUGAUGGCUCAUUUUAUUGGCUCGGAAACAAAGUAAGAUACCAAGCGGCCUCUUGGUAUAACUCUACUGGUCUGCAUAGGUACAUUUUAUCUCACGACAAUUACAGAAUUGAAUGCCAAAGUGCACUUCAUUUGGCAGUCGCAGGAAAACACACAGAGGUAACUAAACUGCUAUUGUCCAUGAAAUACACGGCAAUCCACUGCAAAGAUUUCACUGGUCGAACCCCACUUCAUGAAGCAGUGAGGCAAAAUGAUUUGGAAAUAGCAAAGCUUCUCAUAAGAAGUGGUGCCCGAAUUUCUCAAAAAUGCACGAAAUUCCAAAAUUUAUCUUCCUCUCGUAGCUCCGAAGAGAAAGGUGGUGGAGAACGAAUAGUGUUUCUCAAUAAAAGAGAACAAGCAGAGUACUAUAAAGAUCUGUGCCACUGUGGUACGACACCAUUUCUUCUUGCUGCAAGAUAUGGUGCAAUUGAGGUGGCAUCUCUACUCUUGCGCUAUGGCGCAAGGCCUGACGAUGAGGAUUGCCAAGGGGCCAUGCCACUUCAUAUUGCUGCGUGUCAUGGCCAUUACGAUUUUAUUGAAUGGCUUCUUUCUCAAAGACCUUCUAUUCAUAUUAACAUAAAAAGUAAAAACCUCUCAACACCGCUUCACAGUGGCGCCAUUUGCAAUAUCAACAAGGACAUCAAACCGUUACUAGACAUGGGCGCUAGCAUUUAUGAAAUUGAUGAAAACGGAAUGACACCAAUGCACUACGCUGUGGUCGACAAUUUUGAAAAGUAUUCAAAUUUGAUUUUUGAAUUUGAGGAACUCAGCAGUUCAUCAUUUAUCACAGUUUGGGGCCCAGAAGGUGACAUUACGGUAACGCAUGAUUCUUACGUUUCUAGGGCUGUACCGUUGAGCUUUCAGUGUCUAAAGCUGAUCGAAAUCAUUAAAUCAUCAGGUGCCUCAUAUAUAAAUGAAAUGGAUACAAGUGGAAAAACAGCACUACAUCUCGCGGCACGAACAGGGGAGGAGUGUUGUGUCCUACAGCUUCUGAAAAAUGGGGCCAGAACAGAUUUAAAUGACAAACAAGGGAAAAUCCCUCUUGACUUUGCCAUGGAAUUUGCGACUAAAUUGUUUUAUCCCAGAAUGGCGAACCGCAGUGAUGAAAAGAUAAAUUUUGACCUGAUUCUAGCCUUGAACAGAAGGUAUCAUAAUUCAGUAGCUGAUAUCUUGCUCUCUAGAGAGUACAACCUGUCCCAGGCGUGCAAAGGAAAUAGAACUGAUCUGUUGCAUCGUGCGUUUGAGAAGCAACAGCCAAUCAUUGCUUACCUAUUACUAUCAAAGGGCCAUAGCCUUAGCUGUAAAGAUGCACAAGGUCGAUCCCCACUGUUAAUUUAUUUGCAGAAUGGUGGCGAAUGGCUGGACGUUGUUUUAAGGCGAUUUGAUGUACCUAUUCAUAUCGAAUGUGGGAAGCCUUUUAACCAGUCGGAAUUGCAUAUGCUAGCGUUUAGAAAGCCGACUGUGGCUACUGACAACCUUCUUGAGUACCGUACCUAUGAUGAUUUAUAUUACUUUGAAGAGGAUGGACCCCUUUUGAAAGCAAUUCAGGCUCAUCCGUCAAAAUUCCGCGUCGUGGACGAGUGUCGUGACGCUGAAGGAUACACAGCAUUACAUAGGGCUGCUCAAGGAGGCAACCUAUUUUUCAUUAAGAGGUUUCUUUCCUGGGGAGCCGAUCCGAAAAUACUAACUUCUCAAGGGCACAGCUCUUUAGAACUUUCCAUCAUGUAUGGAGGGAUAAGCCAUUAUCUAUCAAGUCCACCCAUACACACUGCGGAGAGAGCUGUAGAUCUUUUGUUUAAAGCCACAAAACGUUCUUCACGUUUUGAUGUUGGAUGUAAUAGAGCUCAGGAAAAACUCACAAUAUAUCACUUGGCAGCUUACAGAGGUCUGAUUGGCUUUGUCAAAACUCUUUUAAAUGAUCGAAGCAUUAAUGGCAUUGAUGUUAAUUGUUCAAAUGUGCAUGGCAUAACACCUUUGUACCUUGCCAAACUGUACUCUGGGACAGAGGAGCCUUCUGAAGGCAAAAGGGAUCGAUGGCAGGAAGUCGUUGAUUUUAUCACGAAAUCGGGUGGCAUCCUUACCUUUCCUAAUCGAGAAGUGGAACUUAGCCUAAUUUAUAGACAUCUCUAUGGAAGCCAUCCCCAUUCAUUCACUUUGGAUGGCUUUGAAAAAGGUUGCGAGCAAUUCUAUAACAGCGAUUUUAGCACAUGCAGCGAAGAUGAGUUGAACUACCAUCGUACUGGUGAUCCAAUAAACCCGCACAUGAAAAAUGUUAUGAAGGAGCUACUGCGGAUAACGAAUCCUUCAACUACUAGAGACAGAAAUGUUCAACUGGUCCCUACGGAUCGAGACGUAGUACGGGAAACUCUGAAUAAUCUAAUUGUUAGGUCAAAAGCUUUGAAUGAUUUAUCCAAUUUGUUUCAAGACGUCAUGGAGGGGCACCGUCGUACGAACCAAGCAAUCAGACAAAGAAUGUUAUCCACAAACGAAUCAGCAGUUCUCUUAAUAAAGUUUCCAAAGCUCACUGAACAACCUGAUAUUAUAAGGAAUCUGCAGCUCAACAAGAAAGAACUAGCUUACCUAGAUCAAUUACUUCGUUAUAUGCGCUCCAGAUAUGAGUCAGAAAAAUCGAUCACAUCCCACGAGAUGGUACACCUGAAGAAUAUUGCCCACAGGUAUAGUGAGUUCUUUGGAGAUGUAACGAAGCUUGUAAAACUCAUAGAAAAACACGAAGAAAGUGAAACAUGCCGAAAUGAGAUUUUCCAAGCGAAAAUGAUAUCAUUUAAGUUUCGCUUGUUUGUUUUAAAUUCCAAUAUCGAUGACCUUAUAACACUAAAACGAAGUCGCCUCGAAAAAGGUGAAUUUCUCUCUAAAAGAGUCCCAUCCCAGUGGAUAAAUGCAGAGUACACAAACGGCUGGGCUCCAGCUGUAAAAUUUCUCUACAGACAGGCAACUCAAGGAUAUUUGGGUUUUGACUAUCUAAGAAACCUUACAGUGGGAUAUGACAAGGACACACGGAUUCCACUGAGCGUGGACGCCUUGUAUUUACUUUCACUGCAACAUCGGACUGGGGGCUUCGUCUGA